CCCCUUCCUCAUCUCCGCCGCCCCACCACCGGCUUCCCGCGCCACAAGCUUUGCCGCCACCUCCUCCUCGCGACACCGCUCGCCGUCGGUGGCCGCACCGUUAUGCCAUGGCCGCCACCACCACCAUCCUCUCCUCCGCCGCGCCCACGCCGCUGACCGCCCCGCCUCGCGCCCGCGCGCGCGCUCCCGCCGCCCGGAGGCGGCGGCUAAGAGCCCGUGACAUCCUCGGCGCCGCGCUCGGCCUCGCCAAUGGCGGCGCCAGCGCCGCGCUCGCCGCGCCGCUGUCCUACGAGGAGACGCUGCGUCUCUCGACGGACUCCGGCGGCGGCGGAGGCGGAGGCGGAGGCGGGGAGUUCGCGCUCCCGGACCUCGGCCUCGGCGGGGUGCUCGACUUCGUGGCGCAGAACCCGCUGGCGGCGGCGGCGGGGGUCGCCGCGGUGGCGCUGCCGCUGGUGCUCGCGCAGGUGCUGGGCGGGGCGUCGAAGCCGUACGGCGUGGUGUCGGCGGCCGCCGCGUACCGGGCGCUGGUGGAGGAGCCCGGCGCGCAGCUGGUGGACAUCAGGCCGCCCGGCGACGCCCGGCAGAGCGGCGCGCCCGACCUCCGCGAGGCCAAGAAGAAGGCGGCCGCCGUGCCCUACGACGGGGAGGACAAGAACGGAUUCCUCAAGAAGCUGUCGCUGAGGUUCAAGGACCCCGAGAACACCACAUUGGUCAUCCUUGACAAGUUUGAUGGGAACUCCGAGCUGGUUGCUGAGCUUGUAACAGCGAAUGGUUACAAAGCUGCUUUUGCAGUGAAGGAUGGUGCAGAGGGACGCCGAGGAUGGCUGAGCAGUAGUCUUCCCUGGACAGCUCCCAAGAAGGGAUUCAGCUUGAGCGAUCUAAUCGGGGAUGGCACAGAUGGUUUGCCUGUCACACUUGGGCUUGCUGCAGCUACUGGUUUGGGAAUACUUGCCUACACAGAGAUAGAGACUGUGCUUCAGUUUUUGGGGUCAGCUGCCAUUGUCCAGCUAGUUGCAAGCAAACUCAUAUAUGCUGAGGACCGAAAGAGAACCCUUAAACAGAUCGAUGAUUUCUUCAACAAAAAGGUUGCUCCAAAGGAGCUUGUUGAUGAAAUAAAGGAAAUCGGUCAGGCUCUGCUGCCUUCUACUGGUACCAAGAGCCAACCAGCAAUCACAGAAGCUGCUCCAGCAACAGCAGAAGCUGCUCCAGCUGCCGCCACAGCUACCGCUGCACCACCGGCAGCACCGGUAGAAGAGACCAGUACAGAGGCAGCUCCUGCAGAGCCGACACCUCUUUCACCAUAUACAAAUUAUCCGGAUCUCAAACCACCAUCCUCCCCUUCGCCACUGGCACCGGCUGAGGCGACUAAAAAUGAGUCGGAAUCCGAGAGCGCAGCGACCGAAUCUGCACCUGCAGUUAACUCAGCACCAGUAGCAGAAGCCGCCCCAGAGGCGGCGCCACCUGCAGCUCCGAGACCUCUUUCGCCUUACCCGAAUUAUCCAGACCUCAAACCACCAUCGUCGCCUUCACCAUCGGCACCAUAGGCAUAAGUUGCUGAAGACCGAGUUCAUCGUUGAUCUCGACGGCAUAUCUGUACAAGAUAUAUAUUACCAGGCCUAGAGGAGAUGGAAUCGAGCUGUUUAUAUGAUAUCAAAAGGAAGAGUGUUUUGUUGUAUCAAUAUUUAGUCCGAUCCUUAUAUUAUCUCAUUGGGGGGCAAGUUUUUUUUAAGUACAUCUUUGGGUAUGGUGUAUCCAGUUGAUGCGUUCUGAUUUUUCGUUUUGUUUUUCAUCUUUUUGCACCUGUAAAUGUGGGAUCACUAGCACUAAAAAGAGUUCAUGUCCUGUACUAUACUUGACAUGCUUGACGUGUAAAUCAUCAGCUCAAAUGGAUGACAAAACAUGAUCUGGAUAGAGUCCAGUUGUGAAGCAAAAGUAUGUUUUUCAAGGAUUUCAAAAUUUUCAA
Molecule: messenger RNA, 1963 nt
Organism: Oryza sativa Japonica Group (Japanese rice)
Lineage: Eukaryota; Viridiplantae; Streptophyta; Magnoliopsida; Poales; Poaceae
Product: protein THYLAKOID RHODANESE-LIKE, chloroplastic-like
Source: RefSeq, a predicted model, not a curated record